Anguilla anguilla (European eel) is the source of this 3768-nucleotide messenger RNA. Its product is annotated as poly(U)-specific endoribonuclease-C-like. Gene Ontology annotation, molecular function: RNA endonuclease activity. The record is from RefSeq and is a predicted model, not a curated record. The transcript is spliced from 8 exons. The coding region runs from base 184 to 1125 and encodes 313 amino acids. NCBI's taxonomy places the organism in Eukaryota, Metazoa, Chordata, Actinopteri, Anguilliformes, Anguillidae.
UUCUGCACACAGCCAAUCCAGCCAAUCCCGCGCACAGGCAAAGGGCGUGUCGACUAUGUUGCCCUAUACAAUUGGACAAUAUGUGUUUGAGUGACAUCAGUUAAAUUUCUUCCCGAAAAGAAAUUCCUGUAAGACGUCUGACGCCUCGUGGUUGCAGAACUGUGUUUGCUUUUUGGAGUAACAAUGGCACGCAGGUGUUCUGGCCGAGACGUUUCACUCCUCCUCCUGUUUUUUACAUUGACUUGCACGCUUCUUGAUGCAUCAAGUCCGGUUGUGGACCAAGAGCUCUCCGACAUCAUCAACGAGCUCUGGAAGUUGGACACAAACCGCCUGAAGCCUGGGACGGACUAUACCAUCUCCUUGCAGGGGAAGGCGGGCUUCGUCACCCAGGGAACUAACACCGCCAGGGACCACGCCCAGUCUCCGCUUUUCUCCCAUGUUAACGAAGCCAAAUUAAAGAGCAUCAAGACCUACUCCAACUUCCUGGACUUGCUGGACAACUAUGAGAAGUCGACCGGCGUGACCGAGAAGGUCACCCCCGAGGAGCUGGCCGAGAACUACCGCUUCCUGGACUCCAUCCUGCAGACUGAGGUCAUGAAGCGUGCUCACAAGUACCUGGUCAGCAAGGGGAAGUCGAGCACAGACCUGAGGCUGUUUAAGAACCAGCUCUAUGACAUCUGGUUCCGCCUGUACCACAGAGACAGGAGUGCAGGGGAAGAUUCAUGCGGAUUUGAGCACGUGUUUGUCGGAGAGACGAAGUUCGGGAAGGAGAUCGCGGGUUUCCACAACUGGGUCCAGUUCUACAUGGAGGAGAAAAAUCACCACCUGGACUACAAGGGCUACAAAGCCAGGGACCAGGAUGUGCCAGACGAUAACGACCACGUGCUGAACGUGCAGUUCAGCUGGAACGGGCUGGUCAAACCGGUGGGCAGCUGCUUCAUCGGGGUCAGCCCCGAAUUCGAGGUGGCGCUCUUCACCAUCGUCUUCCUCAAGUCCACCGUGAGGGUGACCCACACCGUGAUCAACGUGGACGAGUACCAGCUGGAGGUGGUGGUGUACCGCCACGGACGCUCCAUCGGGACAUCCUACCCCAAACUCCUGAGCAGCAACAACAGGCACGUGUAGAUGCCUCCACACACCUACCCCGGUCCGGACUCAGCCGUCUGGUCCAAGUAGCUGGGGCCACAGAUCUGUUACAGUACGCUAUUCACUUAUCUCUGUGUCACUAUGUCCAUGUCACUUAUCUCUGUGUCACCAUGUCAUUAUUUACACUAUAUAACCAAAAGUAUCUGGACACCCCCUUGGUCUGGGGCUGUUCUCCAUGGUUUGACCUUGGCCCUUUAGCUCUAGUGCAGGCAAAUCUUAAUGCUACAGCAUAAAAUUAACAUUUGUCUUACAAAGCUCAUCCCUCUAUCGAGCUCAGUACUGUGUGAUCAGUGGCCUGGGUUCAGGAUUUGGCUGUCUGGUCCUGGAUAAGUGUGUGCAGGCAUUCAUGUAGAUGCGACCUGUGCAUUAAUACUCACAUAUAUAUUUGCAUUUGCUUUGCACUAAUAUUAAUAUGAGUAAGGCCUGCUGUGACUGCCAUAUAUCUGGUGCACCUUUCUGUCUCUCCUCUUUCUGUGUCUCUUCUCUUUCUGUCUCUCUCCUCUUUAUCUCAUAUCUUGGAGGUGGUCCUUCAUGAUCAAUGGACAGCCCAAAUUCGACACUUACGCCAGUGUUAGACUUUUGUGUGUCAGACAUGUAUUUCACCAUUUGGCCGUUCUCAGCCAUAGGAGGCUUCAAAGUGCUCGGCCAGCAUAGUCUGGAGAUAAGACAGUGCAGGAACUGGGGGGUUAGCCAUCUGAGAGAGGUAGGGGUGUGUCUGUGUGCAGCUCUUUUUUGGGCAAGUCAGUUUUGGGCAAGUUUUUUAGCAGUUGGACGUGGGCACUGAGUCCUGCAUCAAUGUCUGAUGUUCUUGGUUUAAUCUCUGGUUCUUUUGGAAUAUUCUGCUGCCUUUUGGUUACUGAAUUCUGGUCUUUGGGACAAAAGCUGUGGUCUGGUAUCUGCUUUCAUUCAUUUCAUGUCUGACUGCCCAUGUCUGUAACCUUUAAUUGUUUUAAGGUAGUUGAACCUCGUCUUUAGAUUAGACGUGAUUAUUUGUUGUAACUUAAUAAAUUUCUUCAUUUUCAUCAGGUUGUGGGUUGCACAUUUUGAUAAAGGGUGAUCCAACAGUUAACUCUGCCCAUCAACAAAUUCAGCGAUUUAAUUGAUAAUCAAUAUCUUUGAUAAUUAUUACCAAAUUAAAUCUAAUAAAUAUAUUUAAAUGUUAGAUAAGUGAGGUGUUUUAACUGUUAAUGCACUCAAACGAGCGUGUUAACGGUUAAAACUGCUGGGUUCGGAAAAUUAAACAUAUUUCAAUUAAUCCUCACCUUGCUGACGAGUUACGUACCAAGCAACUUCUAUGUACCCAAGACUUAAAACUGAAAUCCUGACUGGUAUGUGUAUUCCAAGAGUAGUGCUUGGUCAUCAGUUGCAUUUAGUUUGGUAUUAAUUAGAUCAAGGGUUGUGCAAAUUAGAUGUUUCUGCUUAAACUUUUAAACUAUAAGAAAUAUGCACAUGGAAUAUUUUCAAGAAUUUUCAUAAUUUUAUAUGUACCUAUAUUCAAGCUCUAUUUUAAGCAAGCAUUUUGGAUUGCUUCACUAGCUAUCCAAUGACGACAAUUUUACAACCGCAGUCUUCAUUUAAAGUCUUCAAUUUUAGUGCCCAUCCAAGUGAAUUAUAUAUUAUAUUAUAUAUUGCUUUAUAAGCAUCAAUGUUCUGAAAAAGUUUAUUAUAAAUCAGGAGGCAGUUCACAAGAAAAUCAAGUGUAACGUCUAAAGUCAGCCUGUAUUGUACAAUUUUCCAUUCAAGUUCAUCCAAGUGAACAACACAAACGAUCACAUUAAAACGAUUAAUGCACAAAUGUUGAUGUUGAUGAGAUUAUGAACAGAUGCCCAUUCCAUCGUCACAGCUAGUCAGAAUGUUCAGGAUUUCAGUUUACAAUGAAAAUGACAUUUAGAAUUAAUUUUCCCACCUGCAAAAAACUUAAAUCUGGCUGCAAGUUAAAUUUUUCAAAUCACAUUUAAUAUAUUUUUAUUUUAUUUAUUUAUUUAGUUUAUUUAAACAGGGACAGUGUACAAAGAACAUUAACCUUAUAUAAAACAAGGAAAGAUGUAAUGUACCGGGUUAUAGCAAUUUGCUAAUUUCCACCCGUAGUCCCUGGGCAACUACGGGUGGGCUACAUUUUUAUUGGAUUUUACCACAUCAGUUCCCAGUUACAACUGAUUUCCUGUUUCAAAACAUAAUUUCAUAAUUUAAGACAUUUUUCUUCCUGAAAAUUCUCUGAAACUCAGCUCCACAUAACUUUGUGAUGCAUCCUGAAAAGGCUUCCUCCACCCCCUAAAAUAAAUAAUUUCCCAUUAUUAUUCUGAAGGGAAACCUAACAUUAAAUUACUCUCUGAUUCUCAAUUGAUUAAAGCUGAUAUUAGGUGCCAAAAUUAAAAAAAAAAAAAAGUUUCUAUUGUGUAUUUUUUUAAAGCUUCUUUACUUUUAAUGGUGCUGCAACAAAUAGAUAAUUGUGUGCGUGUAGCGCAAGGCAGAUUCACUUAUGAAGUCUCUGAUGUUUAUUUAAAGAUGAUGCCUGCUUAAAGCAUUUACUACACUGACUACAUUUGUACGUUUUCUCAUUUGAGUGAAUCCUCUGGUGUUGUUUUAAAUUAGACGCCUGAUUAAAACUUUUGCCACACUGGA